AUGUCCAGGUCCCCUGACCCCCCUGAGGCUGCAGACCCCAGAGAGUUGAGGAGGAUCAUCGCUGAAGACGCUCACUGGUUCCUGAACACAGUGCCUUCUCUAUCCAACCUCUGUCUGCAAUCUAUUGUGAGCAACUUCGAGGAAAGGCCCAUAUGGGAAGACCUUUCCCCCAUCCACAAAGACUUUGUGCAGGAGAGACUGUCCACCUCCAUGCCCCUGCAUGUGACAGCCAACCUGAUCCACGACGGGGUGUACUGGAAGCGCUGCUGCGAGAAGUGGGGGGGCAUUCGUGACCUAACUCAUUAUGGCAACAGCUGGAAACGAAUGUUCUUUGAGAAGCACAUGGAGAACAUGAUUGAGCUUUUUAUCCCAGAUGUAACGGAGCCAAAGACCUUUGUAGAGAUGGUUCCUCUUUGUAAGGACUACAUCAAGAGGCUAAACAUCUCCCAGCUCCUGCCGCCUGUCACGGAGCCGCAGAAGGACGAGGAGGAAUAUGGCUCCGAGUUGGUCAUUGAAAAUAAGGACGGACCCUCCAUGGACCACUUUGACUUUAACAUCAUGCUCGACAAGCUGACAAACCUGGAAGAGUUCCAUGUAGUGUACAGGGUCAAACAAUGUGGUCUGAACUUCGAAUGUAAGAUGUUCGAGAUGACCGACAGAGAUUGUGAGUCCCUCGCCAAGGCUGUGAAGUCCUGUAAGACUUUGAAGAUUCUAAGGCUCAAUCUAAGCCACAUGGAGGAUACAAAGUGCCGGCUGCUGGUGAAAUACCUUCUGGACCACCCGUCCCUGAGGGAGCUCGACCUCUCUCACAACCUGAUCGGAGACAAAGGAGCCAGAGCCAUCGGGAAGCUGCUCACCAGGAGCGGCCUGGAGACCCUGAACCUGUGUGACAACAAUAUCGGAGGCCCCGGGGCCAAAGCUCUAGCUCAUGCCUUGUCCAUGAACUCUACCCUGUUGUCACUCAACCUGCGUCUCAACCGUUUGAGAGAUGAGGGGGGGCAGGCGAUCGGGAAGGCCUUGCUGAACAACAACACCCUGCUUCUCCUGCACCUGGGAGCCAACGAGGUCACAUGGCCCUCUGCCAUCGCUCUGUCUAAAGUGCUGGUUCAGAGAAGCACCCUGAAGAGCCUCAAUCUCUCCUGCAACAACCUGGGAGUGGAUGGAGGUAAAGCUCUGGAGGAGGCCAUGUCCAACAACAGCAGCCUGACAGAGUGCGAUAUCCGUCUGACGGAGGUUGAGGAGCAGAGCGCGUCCUUCGUCAACCAGGUGGUGUGGACCAACCAGAGUUUAGAACAAAGGAGACACGCUCGGGAAAGUAAAACCAAAAAAACAUCAACAGCUGUUUAUUGAAAUACAAACCCAUAUUCAUUAGUGUUUAAUUCCUGCUGUCCAGUAUUCAUUAAGCCGCCGAGCUUGGCUGCUAUUGGCUGAUUUUUUACAAAAUGUCAGCACCCACAAAAACACAAAAUAUUGAGUUCUCUUGUCCAUAGUAACAUCUAUCUACUGCACCUUUUGAUAAUUACUAUUUGCAGCUUUGAAUUAUUGUGCCUAUUUCAAAUUUGGUUUUGUAGAUUUUCCAUACACAGAUAAUUGGCACAAUAUAAAUGGUGUAAACAUGUGUACAAGAUAGUGAUAUUAUGUGUUAUCAGAACAUAUUAAAACAUAGACCAUGUAUACAGUUUACUAGUGUAUCACUAGGGUAAUAAAAAAUAGUUUGUAUAGUUCGUAACCCUGAUGUUAUAAUUUGUUGCAUGUCUAUUCAUUUGGUUUCAGUCAAGGAUAUAUCUAAUUCUAGGGCAAGUUAAAAUAAAUACAAAAUAUAUAGUUCAUAAUUUCCAAUUGCAUUCAAUUUGUUAUCAACAAAGGUUUGAAUGUAAACAAAAUGAUAUUUGGUGCAGCCUUAAAUUACAUUCUGACGUUUUCUUACAAUUGUCAUGAAUUAAUUUUUCACACUGUUUUUUGUGAGCAUUUCAGUUUAUUGAGGAGCCUUUUUGUCGUUUUGAUACACAGAUUUGGUUUUCAGUCCUUAUGUAACAUCAAGGCCACGUUGUGGUGGUGUUAGAAUACAUACACUCUCUUGUUGUUGUUGUUGUUGUUGUUGUUGUUGUUGUUUUUAAACCUAUAUCUACUGACCAAUAAUAUAGAAGAACAGUGCUUAGUGGCAACAAAACAUCUUAACUAAUAAUCUUGCAAAACUAUUAAUUGUUUUCCUAGAAUCAUCCCAAGAGAGGCCUUCUGUAAUGGUGGACUAGCACACAGAGACAUCUACAUAGGAUAAAUGACUAUCAAUAAUAACCCAAUCAUUUUCCUUAAAAAAAAUGUUCUUGUGAAGUGUAUCAAAUAUGUUUUUUAAAACGUAAAUAUGGGAUUAAAGGGAAACAAACACCAUCAAAUAGCAAAUGUUGCCUGAAUCAUUUUUACCUCGGAUUGUAUUGCCGUUUUUGACCAAACAAACCUACCAUUCUACAUCUGCACAUUAAAAAUGUCCCUGCCUCUGUUACCACUAAUUGUGCGACACAUUCCGCUAAGCAGUUCAAUUUCACUGCUACGCCGAUGACAUCCAACUUUAUAUCUCAACAAAAACCAUCACCCCCCCCACAACACACUCCACUCUCACCAACUGUCUCUCAGAAAUAAAAGCAUGGAUGCAAACAAACUAUCUUCAACUGAACAGUGCCAAUCAGACAUCAUCAUCAUCGGCCCCCCAUCCCGGACCAAAACCAGCCAGAAUUUCAACUUCACCCUUGACAGCAACACUCAACCAAUCAGAGACUGCACUGACCUCACCACCUUCAAAAAAUUUACAAAAACUCACCUCUUCAAUCUGGCUUUUUUAAUGUGACUUUAACUAUAUUUAUUUGUUGUUCUUUUCUUUUCACUAUCUCUGUAAAGCGACUUUGAGCACCUGUAAAAGCGCUUACAAAAUAAAUCUAUUAUUAUUAUUAUUAUUAUUAUUAAGCACAAGAUCCCUAUCGACACUUUCAUAUUUUAUUUACAAUACAAACCCUUCCUGCCUUGAAAAUCAUUUAAAUAUAAAAAACAAAUCCCCAGAGCAUUAUUGAGUGAAAGAGAACAUAUCAUAUCAACAACCUAAUCUACUUCAUACACAUGAUAAAGGGUUCAGUGCUUCGCAUGACAAAAGCUUCAAUGCUGCUAACAGUCGUCUACGGAGGAAAAAAUGCCUAGUUAUGAAUCUAGUCAGAUUUAUAACCCUUUUAAAUGGGUUUUUUGUUACUGUUGUUAUGUAAACAUUUCAGGGGUAAACAAUUUUUUUUAUAUACAGACGUAUGGAUCACAGUGAAGCCAUGUGAGAGGUUUGUUGGCUAAUCAUUAAGGACAUAAUGUCUUCAGUACAAAACAGUGAGUAAAGUCCAAAAUCCUUUUCAAAAUAGAUUUAACUUUUUUUUUCUUGUGGACUUUGCAUGCUGUUGUGGUGUUCUUAUAGUUGUACACUUUACCCCACAGUACACGGACAGUAUAUUAUUGCAUGCCUUUUGACCAAUGCAUGCUGGGAUAUGUCCUUAAUGAGAAUCUCAAUGAAUGAAUGAAUGCAUCUCAAUCGCUCUGUCUUAUUUGGUUUCCUGCUGAACGUUGCGUAGCAUAACACCUCUUAUCCAUUAAGGGAUAGUUAGACAUUUUUGUGAAAAAUGCUUAUUUGUUUUCUUACUGAGAGUGAGAUGACAAAUCAAUACCAAUCUUAUGGCGCAUUUCCACUGCAGGGCCUCGCACGGCUUAGUACGGUAUAGUUAGGCCU
This is a messenger RNA of Trematomus bernacchii (emerald rockcod), 3754 nucleotides long. RefSeq names its product t-complex-associated-testis-expressed 1 (gene drc5). The transcript has 4 exons. The record is from RefSeq and is a predicted model, not a curated record. NCBI's taxonomy places the organism in Eukaryota, Metazoa, Chordata, Actinopteri, Perciformes, Nototheniidae. Gene Ontology annotation, molecular function: protein binding. Bases 1 to 1350 code for a protein of 449 amino acids.